Messenger RNA from Salarias fasciatus (jewelled blenny), 2005 nucleotides. RefSeq names its product elongation factor RNA polymerase II (gene ell). Gene Ontology annotation, cellular component: transcription elongation factor complex. The transcript has 12 exons. Gene Ontology annotation, molecular function: cis-regulatory region sequence-specific DNA binding. Gene Ontology annotation, biological process: snRNA transcription by RNA polymerase II; positive regulation of transcription elongation by RNA polymerase II; transcription elongation by RNA polymerase II. NCBI's taxonomy places the organism in Eukaryota, Metazoa, Chordata, Actinopteri, Blenniiformes, Blenniidae. The coding region runs from base 13 to 1878 and encodes 621 amino acids. The record is from RefSeq and is a predicted model, not a curated record.
ACGGCAGUAAAGAUGGCGGCGCUGCAGGAGGAGCAGUGCUACCAACUCUCCUGUGGGAGAGUGAAGAGUGGCAGCAAUGUCUCACUCCUCCACGUGAAACUCACUGACAGCGCGCUGAGGGCGUUUGAGGGCCUCCACGGCGGAAAGGUCCAGUCCUCACAACUAUCCAUCAGAUUUAAUGGAAAUCAAGGGAUAAUUUCAUUACCACGGACAGAAAAUUCCAGUGACCCUCAGACAUUUACUUUUUACUUGUCAAAUGUGGGGAGAGAUAAUCCCCAGGGCAGCUUUGACUGCAUUCAGCAGUACACCACCAGUAAGGGGAACGUUGAUCUGGAUUGUUUGGGUGCAAUCCAGCACAAGAUCACUGUAUGUGCCACAGAUGACUCCUACCAGAAAGCCAGGGAAAGUAUGGCCCAGGUCGAGGAGGAGACUCGCAGUAGGAGUGCCAUUGUCAUCAAGCCAGGGGUCAGACACGGAGCAGCUAAGCGGGUCCUAGUCCAGAGGCUGAGGCCUGCCCCUCCAGUCAUCAGCUCUCAUGAUAGCCGGAAAAAAGGCGUAAUUCAGCACAAGCCCCUCCGAGAGCGCCUCAUACACCUGCUGGCGCUCAAACCUUACAGAAAGCCUGAGCUGAUCCUGAGGUUGCAGAAAGACGGCCUCACGCCAGUUGACAAAGACUCUCUGGACAGCCACCUGAAACAGGUUGCAAAUCUGAAUGGGAAAGAAAACACCUUCACAUUGAAGAACUUCUUGUACAAGGAAAUCCAGAAGGAUUGGCCAGGGUACACAGAAGGAGACCAGCAGCUUCUCAAGAGAAUUCUGUUCAGUAAGAACCCUCAGAACUCCUCCGAUCCUUCACCAGAGAGCCUACCCAAACAGCAAGCCAGCAGCUCUCAGUCUCGGAAACGUCCGUCUGCUGAAUUCAUCGACCCCCUCGUCAACAAAAAGCCUCGGAUAUCACACCUUGCCAGCAAGGCUGCAACAGCCCCAGUAAAUGGCCAAAUCAGCUCGUCCAAUGGGAGAGGAAGGAAGGCAGGAGACACGCUGUCGGGCGGGAGCCUUUCUGUGUCAGAUGGCAUCGUGGCAUCUGGCGCCCAACAGCUCCCAUUGCUGGACAUCCCUCGUCCUUUGGAGGCAUUGUCGGAUGUCAGCAAUGACUCCAACUGCGACUCUAAUAAACUCGCAGUGUCUGAGCGGCUCAGCCAGGCGCCUUCGCUAUUACCUGUGUCAAAAGUGGUAACAGCACCUGGCGAAUGCCGGCCAUCCCACAGACGCACAGACAUGGAGGCCCCACAGGACACGGGUCCCUCACCGCUAAAUAACAAACCAAAAAAGAACUCAAAAAAACAUAAAGACAAGGAGAAGAACAAAGAAAGGGAGAGGGAAAAGGAGCAGGAUAUGAAGAGUUGCAACGAGCGAGUGCCUAAGCCCAGCAGAGCCAAUGAGACGAGCGAGCCAAGCCUCAAAAGCAGCAGUACUCCAGGCACAAGACCAGUUUGGAAUGGAACAUGCAACAGCAGUCUUCCUUCAUCAUCAGCUGAGGUGGCGGACUAUUUAUUGAAGUACACAGAGGUAAAAACCCAGGAGCAGCGUCAGAUGUAUAAAAAUGACUUCAACUCUGAGUACAGUGAAUACCGGAGACUGCAUGCUCGGAUAGAAAGCAUCACCCAUCAUUUCAGCGUGCUCCACAAUGAGCUGAAACCGCUCCAACAAGACACAGACAAGUACAAGACAAUCCAUAAUCAGAUUAUCGAGGAGUAUCGCAAAAUAAAAAAAACUAAUCCAAACUACACCCAAGAGAAGAACCGCUGUGAAUAUUUACACAAAAAACUGGCACAUAUAAAGAAACUGAUUGCAGAGUUCGAUCAACACCAUCUUUAGAAAGUAGGUUUUGGACAUUGUUUCCCUCUUAUCUCUGGAAACCAGGCUGAUAGAGGAAAACUCUAGUUCUUGCAAAAAAAAAAAAAAAAAACACACUCACAAAAAAAAAAAAAAAAAAAAAAAAAAA